This is a messenger RNA of Coccinella septempunctata (seven-spotted ladybird), 3247 nucleotides long. It is a transcript of the gene Ube4A, whose product is annotated as ubiquitin conjugation factor E4 A. The record is from RefSeq and is a predicted model, not a curated record. The transcript is spliced from 12 exons. Gene Ontology annotation, biological process: protein polyubiquitination. Gene Ontology annotation, molecular function: ubiquitin-ubiquitin ligase activity. Bases 141 to 3143 code for a protein of 1000 amino acids. Lineage: Eukaryota; Metazoa; Arthropoda; Insecta; Coleoptera; Coccinellidae. Gene Ontology annotation, cellular component: ubiquitin ligase complex; cytoplasm; nucleus.
AUUAAUCAUAACAAAUCAAAACCUCUUCCUCAUUUUUAAAUAUUGUAAUGAGUCUAAUUUGAAUGCUUCUACAUAUUACAUUAGAAUUUAGGAUAACGAGUCAGCACGAAAUAAACAAUUCUCCUAAUUUCUCCUGAAAAAUGUCUGAUCUUAACCCAUUCACUGCACUGGUAAAUGAAGGAGAAACAUCUAAACCUUUAUCAGAUAAUAGAAAGAAUACAGUAGAGGAAGAGUCUCUGAUUUCACUUCUCGAACGAAUAUUUGCUUUUAGUCUAAAUGAGGAAGUUGCCAAAAAAAAGGGUUACAGGUAUCUUGGGGACCUUUUCUCCACCUGUGAAAAAAAAUUGGAAUUAGACAGUGAAAGUCUAUCAUACUACCUGUGCGAAAGAUUAUUAAGCACUUCUAAUAAUAUUAAUGAUUCCUCAAGUGAAAAUGAAGGGUUUUUGAAUCAUUCAAGGGAAAACCAAACAAUCAAAUAUCUCUAUGAAUGCUAUAAAGUAUAUGUGGAGGAAGAUUUAGAUAGGAGAGAUGGUUACCACAUUAUAAAGGAGGAAAUAUUGAAAAAUGCUGCUACUGCUUUCAUUUACCCAGAGAUUUAUGCCGACCAAGAUUUAUUUAGGCAGUUGAUUGAUAUUUUGAUGUAUGAUGAUUUAUAUAUAGAUUUCUUCAAAGGUCUCUGUCAAGCUGUUGAUAUGAAUGAAGAAAAUGAUGGUUCGUCAUUAAAGGUGUUUUAUGAAAAAAUCAUUAACCUUCUUACUUCCGAUAUAACGGGACAACCUUUGUCAACAUUCGAUAUGAGAAUCUUUGACAUACUCAAAAUUCUUACAAUGCAAGAAAAUUAUGCAAUUAAAUUCAUGGAAUGUCAAGAACCUAAAAACCCUUCAUCUGGUGUAAGUUAUGCAACUACUGCAUUGGGUGCUUUGCUCAAUAUAAGUAUACUGCCCAAAACUCCAGGAUCGGAGUAUGAACAUUUUGGAAAUGUAAUGUCACAUAGUGCUUUAGAUAAUACAGAAAAUAUAGUAUGGAAUAAAGUUAAAAUGAUUACUGAUCAAUUGCAUCUCUUUUUUUUAUCAUUACUGAAGUUGAGUCCAUUAGUCAAUAAUAUGGUUUUGAACUGGUUGAGUCAAUGUAUAGCAAAAAACUCCGACCGAGAAAAGUUAUGGAACACCCAAAUAUCGAUUGAUCUUAACUUAGCAAAUAACACAUGUGUCUCAGAUGGUUUCAUGCUUCAAUUGGAAACUGUUUUGUUGAAAUUGAGUGAACCUUUCUGUAACAAGAAAAAAAUCCUCAAAGUAGAUCCAACCUAUUGUGCAGUACCAAAUGAUCUGCUUCAAGAGAAAAAGAUCCAUCUAUUGAAUAUGUCCGGGCAGACCUGUUUAUUGCCAGUGGAACAAGAAGACUCUUCAGAACAAAGACCAAUGGCAAAUUCUUUCUCUUUCAUUUCAGAAUGCUUCUAUUUCACACACACAGUAAUUCAUUUAGGAUUUGUGGUUGCUGUGGAGAGAACAAUUAAAAUGAAUCAGGAAUUCGCCAGGUUAGAAAGACUUUUUGAAGCUUCAAGAAGUGGAUCCAGAAGUAUCGGAAAUCCUGACAUAAUAAGGGAAAAAUUAAGAACUGAGAUGACAAAAUUUUUGUCAUAUAAGGCACAACUUACUGAACCCAACAUGUUAGCGUCAAUGUUUAACUUCAUGAGUCACACAUGUUAUUGGCUUUGCCAAGUUGCAGUGAAGCAGGAAUCAACUGAUAAAAGUAAUUAUGCUCCUAGUGAAGAAUCAGAAAUUUCCUUUCCGAUUUCGAAUCAUAUUCCGAGUACAUUGAAGUGUAUUCCUGAAUUCGUCGUCAACAAUAUAAUAUGUUUUGUCAAUUUCAUAAAAAGGUUUAAUGUUAGCGUUUUUGAAGAACAAGGCCACCAGAAAUUGGAACCGAUAUUGACUUUCAUAUUGAUGUUUAUGGGAAAUCAUGGGUACAUGAAGAACCCCCAUUUGAGAGCAGAAUUAGCAGAAGCUCUAGAAGCUCUAUUACCUCUAUACGGAGAAGUAAUAUCAAGACCAAGAACCAUAGAAAGCUUUCAGAGAAAGAGAUUAUUCGCUGAGUAUAAGUUUAAGCAACAAGUGGUGAGGAGUUUGUUAGAAGUUUUUGUAGGUAUUGAGAUGACUGGCCAAAGUGUAGAGUUUGAACAGAAAUUCAACUAUAGAAGACCAAUGUAUAAGAUAAUGGAGUAUCUAUGGGAAACUGAAGAAUAUCAGAACCACUUCAGGAAAUUAGCAGAAGAAGCAGAGGAAAAUAUGGAAGCAGUACUACCUCCAAUAUUCCUUAGAUUCAUAAAUCUCCUUAUCAACGAUGCUGUAUUCUUAUUAGAUGAGUCACUAACCAAUAUGUCAAACUUAAGAGAGUUACAAGCUGCAAGAGAGGAAGGAGAAUCAUCCCUUCCGCCACACGAAAUUGCCCAAAUUUUAGGUUCAAUUAGGCAGAUAGGAAUGAUAGCACGAUUUGAUAACAUCCUAGGCAAAGAUACAAUCACAGCUUUAGAAAAUCUAACAUCUAAAAUUACUAUAGUCUUCACACAUUCCACAAUGGUUGAUAGAAUGGCAUCCAUGCUCAAUUAUUUUCUAUUCAAUUUAGUCGGACCAAAGAAGAAAAAUUUCAAGGUUAAAAAUCCAAAAGAAUACAACUUUGAACCUGCCGAAACUGUACUGAAAAUUUGUAAGAUCUACAUCAACCUCAAAGAUUCCGACGCUUUCUGUCUGGCUAUCUCCCAAGAUGGUCGCUCAUAUAGCCCACAACUAUUCUCAUUAGCUGAAGAUGUUCUAGUCAGAAUAGGAGGAACAUCUUAUAUUGAUGAAAUCAGGGAUUUGGCUGAAAAGGUUUCAAGAAAAGCUGAAGAAUACCAAGCAAGUGAGGAGACUACAAUAGGGGCUCCUGAUCACUUCUUAGAUCCAAUUAUGUCAACAUUGAUGACUGAUCCAGUAAUACUGCCUAGUUCGAAACAAGUGGUGGAUAGAACAACUAUAGCAAGGCAUUUAUUAAGUGAUCAGACGGAUCCCUUCAACAGAUCCCCACUUUCCAUGGAUCAGGUCAUUCCAGAUACUGAAUUAGCCAAAGAAAUAAGAGAAUGGGUUAAGGGGAGACAAAAUGCUAGAUGAUUUGAUAAUUAACUAUUCAUUCCAUUUGUUUUACAUUGUUUUAAUUCUAUUGAAAUUUUAUUUGUUGUACGAUUUGUUCAUAAUAAAUUGAAGAUAUCUAGGAA